Molecule: messenger RNA, 4771 nt
Organism: Anolis carolinensis (green anole)
Lineage: Eukaryota; Metazoa; Chordata; Lepidosauria; Squamata; Anolidae
Gene: gaa
Product: alpha glucosidase
Exons: 20
Coding region: 1060-3837 (925 amino acids)
Biological process (GO): glycogen catabolic process; lysosome organization
Cellular component (GO): lysosomal membrane
Molecular function (GO): carbohydrate binding; alpha-1,4-glucosidase activity
Source: RefSeq, a predicted model, not a curated record
CUUCGGGGGCGUCUGUGUAUCUGGAAGGGAAGGAAGGGUGGGCCUAUGUUGCAGCAUUCAGUCAUAAUGUCUCUUAAUUUUCUUUGCAAAAUGCAGCAACGUCCCAAGUAGGUCGCAUGAAAAUAGCACUCAGGUUAGCACUCAACAACAGAGGGAAGGCUGGGUUGCUGUGAGUUUUCCAGGCUGUAUAGCCAUGUUCCAGAAGCAUUCUCUCCUGACGUUUCGCCCCCAUCUAUGGCAGGCAUCCUCAGAGAUUGUGAGGUCUGUUGGAAACUAGUCAAGGGGGAGAAAGAACUCUUGUCUAUUGGAGGCAAGUAUGGAUGUUGCAACUGAUCACCUUGAUUUGCACUGAAUAGCCUUUCAGCUUCAAAGCCUGGCUGCUUCCUGCCUGGGGGAAUCCUUUGUUGGGAGGUGUUAGCUGACCCUGAUUGUUUCCUGUCUGGAAUCCCCCUGUCUUCAGAGUGUUGUUCUUUAUUUACUGUCCUGAUUUUAGAGUCUUUUAACACUGGUUGCCAGAUUUUCUUCAUUUUCGUGGUUUUUUCCUUCCUGUUGAAAUUGUCCGCACGCUUGUGGAUUUCAAUGGCUUCUCUGUGUAGCCUGGGGUGGUAGUUGUUAGAGUGGUCUUGCAUUUCUGUGUUCUCAAAUCAUAUGCUGUGUCCAGGUUGGUUCAUCAGGUGCUCUGCUCUGGCUGACUUCUCUGGCUGAAUCAGUCUGCAGUGCCUUUCACGUUCCUUGAUUCGUGUCUAGGUAACGCUGCGUUCGGUGGUCCCCAUGUAGACUUGUCCACAGUAGACUCCUGCAGAGGUGAGAGGGUCCCUCUUGUCCUUUGCUGCUCUCUUUGCUAAACGAAAGCCCGCCCCCUCUCCCUCCAACCUGGAAGAGGGCGGGGAAAGCCACGUGAUCGGAAAGUCACGUGACUGUGCUGGAAUUCCCUCCGCAAACUUCACUCUGGCCCUGGAGUCUCUGAUUGACAGCGGGAGCUUUUGAACUGAAAAGACAUUGUGGCCAGUCCUAUGCCUGCGGAGGAGAGCAUAUCCAGCUGUCUACUUUUUCACUGCGAUGCUACUGAUUGAGAAGCCUGAGCACAGGGGACUGUGUGUGAUCCUGUGGGUUUUUAUCAGCAUCACUUUGCUCAGCGUCUCAGGGACCCACGGAGCACCUCAAGAGGCAGAGAAGAGAGGCAGGGAGAAGGACAGAGGUGGAGAAGCAGAGGAACAACAUGAGAAACUUGCUGAUCAGCCAGAUCUGCUUAGAAGCUCCAGCAUUCAACCCACCCAAUGUGACAUCCCUCCAGACAGCCGCUUUGAUUGUGCCCCAGAUAAACUGCUCUCUCAAGAAGAAUGUGAAGCUCGAGGCUGCUGCUACAUCCCUGCUCAGCCCAAGGGCAAUGCUAUUUGGCAACCGUGGUGUUUCUUCCCUCCCAGCUACCCCAGUUACAAGAUGGUGAACCUGACUACCACCAAAACUGGUUAUACUGCCCAGUUGACUCGGGACAGACCCACUUUCAUGCCAGAAGAUAUAAUGAACUUGGAGUUGGAUGUGCUCUUUGAGACGGAAAGUAGGCUUCACUUCACACUUAAGGAUCCAGCUAAUAAACGUUAUGAGGUACCUUUAGAAACUCCCCAAUCAAGCAACAAGGCAUCCUCCACAUGGUACUCAGUGCAGUUCUCAGAUGAUCCCUUUGGCCUCAUUAUUCUUCGUACGUCCAAUGGACGUGUAUUGCUCAAUACCUCAGUGGCCCCCCUAUUUUAUGCAGACCAGUUCCUGCAGAUCUCAACUUCCUUGCCUUCCCAUUUCAUCUCUGGACUGGGUGAGCAUUUGACUUCACUCACCCUUAGUGUCAACUGGACCAAGGUUACCAUGUGGAAUCGAGACAUGUCACCGAUGCCUUCAGCCAAUUUGUAUGGUUCACAUCCUUUCUAUCUAGUGCUAGAAGAGGAUGGCUUGGCCCAUGGAGUCUUUUUGCUAAACAGCAAUGCCAUGGAUGUGAUACUGCAGCCCAGUCCAGCCCUGACAUGGAGAACAACUGGGGGGAUCCUGGACUUCUAUGUCUUCCUGGGCCCAGACCCAAAGAGUGUGGUGCGCCAGUAUAUGGAUGUCAUUGGGUAUCCAUUUAUGCCCCCAUACUGGGCCCUGGGAUUCCAUCUCUGCCGCUGGGGAUAUGCUUCGACUGCCGUUACCCGGGAGGUGGUGAAGAACAUGACAGCUGCACAGUUCCCCUUGGAUGUGCAGUGGAAUGAUCUGGAUUAUGCAGAUGCUGGGAGAGAUUUUACCUUCAACAAAGAUGCUUUUGGGGAUAUGCCAGAAAUGGUGAAUGAAUUCCAUCGUGAGGGACGGAGGUAUGUCAUGAUCGUGGAUGCCGGCAUCAGCAGUUCUAGCCCCACUGGCACUUACAAACCUUUCGAUGAAGGCUUGAAACGUGGGGUCUUCAUCUUAAAUGCAACUGGACAGCCUCUGAUUGGGAAGGUUUGGCCUGGACCCACAGCCUUCCCUGACUUCACAAAUCCAGAGACACAUCAGUGGUGGCAUGAUAUGGUUAAGGAUUUCCAUGAUCAAGUUCCUUUUGAUGGCAUGUGGAUUGAUAUGAAUGAGCCAUCAAAUUUUGUGGAAGGUUCUGUGGAAGGCUGUCCCAACAACAAGCUUGAGGCCCCACCUUAUGUGCCAGGUGUAUUAGGUGGAUCCUUGAAGUCGCGAACUCUUUGUGCCUCCAGUAAGCAAUAUCUGUCUUCUCACUACAACCUGCACAGUCUGUAUGGACUGACAGAAGCCAUAGCAUCCCAUGAUGCAUUGGUGAAAGUGCGAGGAAAGCGUCCGUUCGUGAUCUCACGUUCCACCUUCGCCAGCCACGGUCGAUAUGCUGGCCAUUGGACAGGGGAUGUUUUGAGUACCUGGGAACACUUAUACUACACCAUCUCAGCGGUGCUGCUUUUUAACCUUUACGGUGUGCCGUUAGUUGGUGCAGAUGUGUGUGGUUUUGUGGGGAGCACCUCAGAGGAGCUUUGUGUGCGCUGGACCCAGCUUGGUGCCUUCUACCCUUUUAUGCGAAAUCACAAUGACCGCAGAAACUUGCCUCAGGAACCAUACGUCUUCAGCCAAAAGGCCCAGCAGGCUAUGAGAAAAGCCCUCUUCCUGCGCUACUCAUUCCUGCCUUAUCUCUACACUCUCUUCCACAAAGCUCACUCUGCAGGGGAGACGGUGGCCCGGCCCCUCUAUUUGGAGUUCCCAGAAGAUCCAAAUACAUGGAAUGUUGAUCGGCAGUUCAUGUGGGGAUCAGGACUUCUCAUUACACCUGUGUUAGAGGCAGGAAAGACUGAAGUCAGUGGCUAUUUCCCUUUGGGCACAUGGUACAAUCCUCUGACUGGAUUUAUCAUACACAGCAAGGGGCAGUGGAUUCUCUUAUCGGCUUCUCUUGACACUAUCAAUGUCCAUGUACGUGCAGGUCACAUCCUACCUUUGCAGAAACCAGCAUUCACAACCACAGAGUCUCGCAAAAAUGGGAUGAUCUUAGUGGUGGCUUUGACGAUGGAAGGGGUAGCCCGAGGCGAUCUGUUCUGGGAUGAUGGUGAAGGACUAUUUACCUUUGAAAAGGGCGAUUACACACAAAUCCUCUUCCUGGCAAGAAAUGGUAUGUUGGUGAAUGAGAUUGUGCGACUCAACAGCCAGGUGGAUGGACUGCUAUUGAAAGAGGUGUUGAUUUUUGGUGUACUCAGCCCUCCUCAUACUGUCCUGGCCAAUGGUACCCCCAUCUCAGAUUUCUCCUACCGCACAGACACCAAGAUCCUUAACAUCCCACUCUCCCUGCUGAUGGGAGAGCAAUUUGUCAUCACAUGGUCUUAAGCCAAAGAAGGAAAGCAUCUUGGUUUCACUGGACGGCAAUGAAACAAGUAGUAAAAUGUGCAGGGUGUGCAUAGCCUUAAAAUGCUCUGAUCAUUCAUCUCAAAGUGUCCUUCUGAAGACAAUUGCUUUCUGUGACAUUGUAAAAAGAAACCAAAGUCUCUAGUGGUCUUUUUAAAUCUUCAUUUCAGCUGGGUAUUGGACAAUUUUAGUUUUACUUGAAUGUUACUGAAUUUCAUGGCAUAUUUGUCAAAUGCCUUACAGAAUUUCACUGUUCGCUGUUUGUUUUUCAAAAUAAUUUUCACAAACAAGAACAAUAUCUGCUGUCUUGUUGUGUUGGAUCUUGCUUUACUGGAGUUGCCAGAACCUUGGUCUCAAGCAGAUAUAGAAGCCAGGUUGACAGCUGCCAUAUCAGAUUCCAGGUUAUGCUUCCUUCAGGAAUUAAUUGAUCAUCUCCAUUGCCUAUAACAAUCCAGGACCAAGCUAAGGGCAACAGCAGAUCAAAUUUCCUGGAUUUAGAGACAGUUGUGAUGUUAAUUGCAAACACAUUUUUCUCUCUCCACACCAUUAAUUAGGAGCCCAGCCAAAAGCCUGCUGCCAGUACAGCUAGCAGAGCUGACAUUUCUGCAGGCAUGGGACUUGCAUUCCAGGGCAAAACAUUAUCACACAAGAAUGGAGCUACUUCGUGUGGCUUUACUGCUUGGGAGAGAAGUAGAAACAAGUUAUCUGCUUGAAAAACCUGAUCUUAUCCAAACAUGAAGCUUUUAUCCUUUGAGACAGAUAUAAAGAAGAAAAAUGCUGGUGAGCUGGGAACUUAGGGAGGGCAGGGAUGUUCUUUGCCUUUUUGAAAUGCACUGAAGCUUGCAAUGUAUUUUUCACCAGUUUAAAGAGAAAUGUGUGUGUGUGUGUAGUGAUUCCAAUAAAUAUUUUUCUUUAA